Messenger RNA from Trichomonas vaginalis G3, 543 nucleotides. Its product is annotated as HNH endonuclease family. The coding region runs from base 1 to 543 and encodes 180 amino acids. The transcript has a single exon. The record is from RefSeq and is a predicted model, not a curated record. NCBI's taxonomy places the organism in Eukaryota, Parabasalia, Trichomonadida, Trichomonadidae.
AUGACAGAGAUGACCAAUCUCAAAGCCGAUGUCCUCAUGAACCAAGCUUCCAAUGAGAAACGCCUGAACGAUUUCACGGAAACCUUGCGCAUUUACGCGAGAGAGAACCGAGACCUUGCCAGACUCAUCUACCGUUUCUUCGAAGAGAUAGACGCCAUCUGGAAGGUACUCGGAAAGGACAGAACAUGCAACACCGUACUUCGUGAACACAGAAUUGCCGAAGGUAUUAUCAAAGAAGAGGAAGAAGAGGAAGAAGAAGAAGUUCCUGAAGCCGCUACAUGGGCAACCCUUGUUGCCGAUGACACUUACGAAAUUUCCCAACCCUACCCAUACCAAAUCCGCAACAAGGAGACCGGCAAGGUUCUUACCCCAGUCCUCAACAACUUGGGACACUUGAACCUUAACCUUCGGAAUCGCGGUUCAAUUUCCAUGGGCAAGCUUGUCGCAAUUCAAUGGGUUCCAAAUCCAGACAAGAAGACGAGGGUCAGACACAUUGACGGUGACAAGCUCAACAACCGUAAGGAGAACCUCGAGUGGUUCUAA